Phragmites australis (common reed) is the source of this 1411-nucleotide messenger RNA. RefSeq names its product GDSL esterase/lipase At5g03980-like. The record is from RefSeq and is a predicted model, not a curated record. The transcript is spliced from 5 exons. Gene Ontology annotation, molecular function: hydrolase activity, acting on ester bonds. The coding region runs from base 152 to 1294 and encodes 380 amino acids. Lineage: Eukaryota; Viridiplantae; Streptophyta; Magnoliopsida; Poales; Poaceae.
CCAACCGCAAAACAUUUCAUUUUUGCAACCAAAUGAAUUGAUGAGUGCAUGCAUGCAUCAGGCUGAGAGUAUAAGUGCGCGCAAUCCUCGCAUGCAGCACAUGCUUCUUGGUUCGCUCUAGCGCUCGCAUGCUAUCGAGCAGCUAGUGACCAUGGCCAUGGCAGGGAGCCAUGCCAAGCUCUCCUGCGCGGUUCUUUUGAGCUUGCUGCUGCUGCUCCGGACGCCCGCGGGAUCGGAGGCCGCGUGUUCCGUGGACGCCAUCUACAGCUUCGGCGACUCGAUAGCGGACACGGGCAACCUCCUCCGACAGGGCUCGGCCGGGUUCUUCGCCUCCAUCGGCAGCUACCCCUACGGCCAGACCCUCCGGAAACCCACCGGACGCUGCUCCGACGGCCUCCUCAUCAUCGACUACUUCGCGAUGGCGCUGAACCUGUCGCUGGUGAGCCCGUACCUGGACAAGGGCGCCGACUUCGCCAGCGGCGUCAACUUCGCGGUGGCUGGCGCCACGGCGCUCGACCGGGGGGCCCUGCUGCAGAGCGGCGUCAUGAUGCCGCCGGCGAGCGUGCCGCUCACCUCGCAGCUCGACUGGUUCAAGUCGCAUCUCAACGCCACGUGCCCCUCGCAAGAAGAUUGCGCAAAGAAGCUCGCCGGAGCGCUCUUCUUGGUGGGGGAGAUCGGGGGCAACGACUACAACUACGCCUUCUUCCAGGGCAUCAGGUCCAUCGAGGCCAUGAAGGCCUACGUGCCACAGGUCGUCAAGACCAUAAUGGACGUCUCCAAGGAGGUGAUCGAGCUGGGGGCGACCAAGAUCAUCAUCCCGGGGAACUUCCCGAUCGGGUGCUCGCCAAGCUACCUCUCCCUCUUCUCUGCGUCCGGCACCGCUGACCAUGACGGGAGGGGCUGCCUCAAGAGCUACAAUGCCUUCGCCGCGCACCACAACGAGCAGCUCCAGGCAGCCAUCGAUGACCUGAGGAAGGUCAACACCGACGUCUCCAUCGUCUACGCCGACUACUACGGCGCCUUCAUGCACCUCCUCGACCAUGCCUCGAUCCUAGGGUUCGACGACGGCUCGCUACUGCUCCAGGCGUGCUGCGGGGCCGGCGGGGCGUACAACUACGACAUGAACAUGAUGUGCGGCACGCCUGGCACGAGCUCGUGCGCGAACCCGGCGCGCCGCGUGAGCUGGGACGGCAUCCACCUCACCCAGCAGGCGUACAGGGCCAUGGCGCUGUCUCUCAUCAUGGAGGGGUUCGCCCAACCGGCUGAUGCUGUGCAAGAGAUCUGGAGCUGCUAAGAGAUGUUAGCUUGUAUUUUGGAUAGGAAAAAGUCCACUUUUGGUCCUUGAACUAUCGCAUUUGUUUGAUUUUAACCCUCAACUAUAAGACCGUGUAACUCAUACCCUAAACUAUAA